AAAAUUUGUUGCAAACGCAUCAGGGACGGAGAAAAACUUGACGUCGCGGCUUGGUUUUCUCGCAAAUUCCGUGAAAUUUGUGUAAUUUCCCAUUGAAAAAGUGUCUUACCGCAGAAAAUUUCUAUUCUGUAGCUUAAAGUGUUGACCGGAUAGAAAGUACUUCCACUGCUAGCAGCGCACGAGAAUGUCCCAACGUUUCCCACCAGCCGGGCCCGGUGGCGCUCCGGGGGCUCCUGGUCCGCAGCGCUAUCCACCGUCUCCGGCCGGACAACCGAAUCAGCCACCACCGGGAAUGCGCCCGUACGGUCCAGCGAAUAACUUUCCGCCCCGGGGCUAUACUCCUCCGCCGCAGAUGCCUGGUGGACCUCCGCCCCCGAAUCAACCGGCCAUGCACCCGCGCCCGAUGCAACCGGGCUUUCAGGCGGGAAGCAUGCGUGGCUCACCGAUGCCGAGUGGAACACCCGGGAGCAACAAACGUCCGGCGGACAAUCGAAGCUCGAUGAGCCAGCCGCCACCGAAGAGCGAUUAUCCAACCAAGAAGAAGAAAAAACUGGCAGACAAGAUCCUGCCGCAGAAGGUGCGUGAUUUGGUGCCGGAGUCGCAAGCCUAUAUGGACCUGUUGGCAUUUGAGCGUAAGUUGGACGCUACGAUCAUGCGCAAGCGGUUGGACAUUCAGGAAGCGCUGAAGCGUCCGAUGAAGCAGAAGCGAAAGCUGCGGAUCUUCAUUUCCAAUACGUUCUAUCCGAGCAAGGAGAACGAGGGAGCCGACCCUGGCUCCGAGAGUUCGGUUGCAUCGUGGGAAUUGCGAGUCGAAGGACGACUUCUGGAGGACAACAAAUCGGAUCCGAACAAGAUCAAGCGUAAGUUCUCGAGCUUCUUUAAAUCGCUGGUAAUCGAGUUGGACAAGGAGCUUUAUGGACCGGAUAAUCAUCUGGUCGAGUGGCACCGCACACAUUCCACUCAGGAAACGGACGGAUUCCAGGUAAAACGCCCUGGGGAUCGUAACGUCCGUUGUACUAUUUUGCUGCUGCUGGACUAUCAGCCGUUGCAGUUUAAGUUGGAUCCCCGCUUGGCUCGUCUGCUGGGAGUGCACACCCAGACACGACCGGUUAUCAUUUCCGCCUUGUGGCAGUACAUCAAGACGCACAAGCUUCAGGACGCCCACGAACGCGAAUAUAUUACUUGCGAUAAGUAUCUGGAGCAGAUCUUCGGCUGUCAGCGGAUGAAGUUUGCGGAGAUUCCGCAGCGUCUGAACCCGCUGCUACAUCCACCAGACCCGAUCGUUAUCAACCACGUCAUCACCGUGGAAGGUGGAUUAGAGAACAAGCAAACUGCUUGCUACGAUAUUGACGUCGAGGUGGACGACACCUUGAAGAACCAGAUGAACAACUUCCUGCUGAGCACUGCAUCACAGCAGGAAAUUCAAACUCUGGACAGCAAGAUCCACGACACGGUCGAGACCAUCAAUCAGCUCAAGACGAACCGGGAGUUCUUCCUGAGCUUUGCCAAGGAUCCGCAGACGUUCAUCCACAAGUGGAUCGUUUCGCAGACGCGCGAUCUCAAGACGAUGACCGAUAUCGUUGGGAAUCCGGAAGAGGAACGCCGGGCGGAGUUCUACUACCAACCGUGGACUCAGGAGGCCGUUUCCAGAUACUUCUUCACCAAGGUCAACCAGAAGCGAGCCGAGCUGGAGCAGGCGCUGGGAAUUCGAAAUUCUUAGGUGUGAGGUGGUUUUUUCUCCGCUGCAGCAUUCACUCUACUUUUUAUGCUUUGCUAUCAUUGGAUCGUAUGUUUAAUGUUCGUAUUAUAGGAAGUGCGGACGAGCCGACAUUUUGGAUCGUCAGGUAAGUUUCUUCGUUUCUCGAGGUGCGUCGUGAUUUUUUUUUGAUUGAAUAUGAUCUUUCCGAAUCUGGAAUCAACAAAUUAUUGAACGAUUAGUCUUAAUGUGCUAGAUUAAUACAUACAAGUAAUUAUGAUCAAUAAACUAUG
Ochlerotatus camptorhynchus is the source of this 1989-nucleotide messenger RNA. RefSeq names its product Brahma-associated protein 60 (gene Bap60). The transcript is spliced from 3 exons. The record is from RefSeq and is a predicted model, not a curated record. Gene Ontology annotation, biological process: regulation of transcription by RNA polymerase II. NCBI's taxonomy places the organism in Eukaryota, Metazoa, Arthropoda, Insecta, Diptera, Culicidae. Gene Ontology annotation, molecular function: transcription coregulator activity. Gene Ontology annotation, cellular component: nucleus; SWI/SNF complex. Bases 185 to 1720 code for a protein of 511 amino acids.